UUGCUCUUAUCUCUAUCAAGUUAAUAAAUCAAAUUAAAUUCCCUAGCAUUUUUAUGACUCCAAUGUCGGAAUAUCAAAACGCAAGAUAUUGGUGACUUCAUGUUUCACAUUCGUAAAGACGAUCAAUCAGGCACGGCAAGGAACAUCAUAGCUACUUUUCUUCAUUUUAUCUUAUUAAAAACGUAACAUGUGAUACCGCGGAGAUAAUUAAAUAAAUUUAUUAUGCGAGAAAGAGAGAGAGAAAGAGAGAGAGAUGGACCAGAAAUUUUUUGGUGAAUUUCUCUUCCGUGUGAACGCGCCGUUAUUACGUGAAGAGGGAAGUUAGGUCCGCGCGACACCGAUAGGUGGCGGCAACAGUACGCGGCGCGGAACAGGAAAAGCCGGCUGGCAGUCGAUCGUUGGCCGUCACCGCGCGAGGAUGGCGAGGUCGUCCUUGGCUUGACUGUCGGGUUAUCCGUUUGCGCGCGACGCGAUUGGUCAACGGCUCUUCCGUUAAGCCCCGCCUACCAGGUGGCCGUUCGAAAGUGUAUAGUUGUGUUUCCUUACGCCGAAACGACGGGCGCUGCUCUCCUCGAUCACCGGACUCGGCAGUUCAAUUGUAAGAAAAAUUUGAAAUGAGUCGUGUCGACGUGCUAAUAUGCGACGGUUGAGUGGGAGUCAAGCAGGUGAGAAAUCGCGAGCGCGCUCGGGGGUGAUUCGCCGAUAACAUUGUUCACGGGGUGCUACGUCGCGCGUUAUCGCGUCCGGGGGGGAGUCCCAGCUCCUAUCGCGAAUAUAGUGUGUCGACUGAUCGUGAGAGAAAGAGAGAGAAAGAGAAAUAUAUAGAAUAUACGACACUGUGAGAAGAGGUGGUGACGGCGGCGGCGGCGGCGGCUGCGACGACGACGACGACAACGACAACGACGACAACGACGACGGCGGCAGCGGUGGCGGCUGCGACGACGGCGGAGGAGGAGGAAGAGGUGGUAGUGUGAAGGAGCGAGAAGGAAAAACACAUUUCGUGAGGGAACAUCUCGUCUCGUCGCGCGUCAAAAAUUCCGGUUGAAGACUCGUCCGUCGUCGUCGGUGUUCGUUCCGCGCGCCGUACGGCGCGAAGUUCGCGCCGCGCGAAAACUCGUCCGCUUCAACGACGGUGAGAAAGAGGGAAAGGAAGAGAAGUUUACGGCAGAGAAACACGUUGGUGCCGUGAAAAAAAGAGAGAGGACGGAACAGAGAGAAAGAGAGAUAAGUGCGUGUCGUCGUGCGCCGCUCUACGGCGUUGCCCGAGCAGCCGAACGAAAGACGUCAGCUGUGUUGCUGCGCCAAGAGGACCGUGAGUCGUGCGCGGAUAGGAGCGAGACCGUGUGGGCGAGCGAGACAGUGCGAAGCCGCACACGGCGAAAUGGGAGACGGAGAAAUGGCGCUCGGGCCAGGUGUCCAGUAUGGUUUGUCGUCACACGGCAAUUUCGACGAGCGGAAGUCUCUGAUGUUUGUGAAGCUCACCGACUCAUCGUAUCGUGCCAUCCAGGAGUACCUCAAGAACCGGUUGAGGAUUAGCGAGAAACCUACUAUACAGUUCCUAGGAAAUGAAGGGCAUCUCAGCAUUCCAUCCAUCCACGGAGCGGCCGGAUUCACCUUCUGCCUCUCUAGCAACCACGACAUCGAGGGUCCCCAGGGUGGCUUCGAGUGUAUCCAACAGACCGGCCCUAAAAGCCUCGAGAGCCUCGGCGCCAUACCGUACAAGAUGCGGAUACAGGCAAACGACGACGUUUACGAGACCACCAGGCAUAGAAUGGCGGUCGCCGAGGAGAAUAACAAGAACAAAUGCACGAGGGUGAUCAAGGCGAAUGGUCCAGAUAUCGGUCGCAAGGUGAAAGUGAAAGGAACCGGAAGGACAAUACCUCCUCCGUCAUCCUACGCAAGGCAUCGGGAAUCUACGACGAGCAUUCCAACUUCCGGCAGUAGUCAGCCCAAAACCUCAACCAACAAGCCGGUCGCUAGUAAUAAUAGUAAUAGUAAUAGUAGUAACCAUCUAACGGCAGCUCGCAAUCCGGAGAAAAAAAUUUCCGACAUUAUGCGCAGGCCACUUAAGGAAAGGCUUAUCCAUGUUCUUGCUUUGAGGCCCUACAAGAAACCCGAGCUUUAUGAUCGCAUCACCAAAGAGGGCUUAAGAGAACGAGAGCGACACGCUCUGACGACAGUUCUGAAGCAAGUGGCUUCCAUACGUGACAACACGUAUCAUCUGCAUAGGCACAUCUGGAACGACGUGCAGGAGGAUUGGCCUUUCUAUACCGAGCAGGAAAAGGCAAUACUGAGGAGGCGGAAACCUCAAAACCUUACGCCACCUGGCUCGAGUGAUGGUGGUUCCAGCGGCAGCGGUCAGUCACCCAAUUCCAUUCAUGCGGGUUCACCACCGGCGAUCACGGCACCUCCGCCCAACUUGAUUGGUAAUAAGAGACCGGGGUACUAUCAGGGUAGCGACGGAUUACCGACGAAGAAACCGCGGAUAUCGCAUUAUAGAAAACCCGAGCCCAUUUCCUUCAUCCCUGCCGGCGAUAGAGUGUCUUGCAGCGGCAGUUAUAGUAAUAAUAACAGUGGUGUUAGUGCAACCACCGGCGGUGAUCGUGUAGUUGAUCGCACCACCGGCGGUGACCGUGCCGUCGUCGAUCGUACCACCGGCGUUAAUAGUGGUUAUGGUAGCGGCAAUAGUGGCGGUGGUAGUAGUAAUAAUAAUAGCGGCGGCAGCGGUUUCGACGGUUGGGAAUCGAGACAGCAAUCGCAGCGCGAACGCAGCGGCAGCAGCAGCAGCAGCCGUGUCGAUUAUCGGGCCGAAAGGACAGCAAACAGUGAUGUACUGCGAGGGAACAGCUAUAGUGACGCUGUCGCUGCUGCUACUAUUCCCGCGGUUCCAAUCAGUUCCAGUCGACCAUUGUGCUUGACACCGUUGUCACCUAGUGAUAGUGAAAGAAGCAACCCUCAUCAGAACGGGCACGGACACGAUGGUGGUGUCGUCAAUGGAAGUACCGCGGGUAACUCGAACGACGUAAAUGCCGACAGGAGAGACAGGAGCGAUAGGAGUCGAGGGAGCGAUAGGAGCGAUAGGAGAGAAGAGAGGAACAGGGAGAGGGACUCCAGAAAUAGGAGUAAUAUCACGAGUGAUUUGGCUUUCUUCGGUGAAGCCUCAAAUAGCGGUGCUUCUACUUAUAUCGAUAACGCCAAUGAUCCUGCCGCGAUCUCAUUACCGACUGAUGGGUUCGAAAGGUUGGAAAACAGCACGUAUCCCGAUUAUCGCACGUACUAUACAACAAUAAGCAAUCCGGAACAGAAAAGACGUUACAAAGAAGAGUUCUACAGGAACUAUGGCGAAUAUUGCAGGCUACACUCUGAAGUGCUCGUAACCGCGAAUCGUUUCACGCAUUUGUACUCAUUAUGGCAAGAGUAUAAGGCAUCGGGCAACACGACUGGAAGCGAGGAAAUCAGAGAACGAAUAUUUCGUGAGUACAAGGAGACUAAGCAGGAUCGGGUAUAUCAGCAGAUGAAGGAACGAUUUGAUUAUCUGCACAAUAAGCUGAGCCAUAUAAAACGACUGAUCUUAGAGUAUGACAGUGAGAACGUUGCCGAUAGAAUGUUGACUGCGGACAAUGUUGAUAGCGGUAUGAUUAGCACCACUAACUCUGUGAACAACGGUAACAACAACACCGGGGGUAUCGAUAAUCGGCAUUACUGACAUAAACUGAAACGACCGCCUCUUGUCUCCCUCCUUUUUCUCGGCACUAUCAAAAAUAGUGCUGUAAAAUCUGCAUUUUCUCGGCAAGUUCUAAGGCUGAUUUUUCACGGUCCACAUGGUUCCUGUGUUCUAUCGCUGGAAAGUCAAGUGACUCCAAAUGGCUUGAGGUUGCAAGAUCACGUGUACAAUAUUUAUCAUGAGGCAACUUGCAACAAUGAUAAAUCGUACGCAAGAUAUCUUUCCUGUAAAUCCUCCCCACAUCUC
Molecule: messenger RNA, 3970 nt
Organism: Pogonomyrmex barbatus (red harvester ant)
Lineage: Eukaryota; Metazoa; Arthropoda; Insecta; Hymenoptera; Formicidae
Gene: Su(Tpl)
Product: Suppressor of Triplolethal
Biological process (GO): snRNA transcription by RNA polymerase II; transcription elongation by RNA polymerase II; positive regulation of transcription elongation by RNA polymerase II
Cellular component (GO): transcription elongation factor complex
Molecular function (GO): cis-regulatory region sequence-specific DNA binding
Source: RefSeq, a predicted model, not a curated record